UUGAGGCAGACUGGAUAGUUAGAGCUGGUGUCGCUGUCAGUGCGCGGAGUCACACACUGUUUGCCCGUUUGGCGUUUUUUUUUUGCCAAAGACGCUCAUGAGGUCUUGGAGGUUUUAAACAAAAUUGAUGGUUACCAACUAUAUGCCUAUUGCAUGGACUAAGAGCAACGAUCCUGAUGUGAAAAAGGGGAAGGUCCAGAAAAGAGGCGCUCUCUUCAAUCCUGACAUCCACACAACUCCUAACAUUGUCCGUUUCAAGUGUCACCGGAAAACUGUCAAAAGCUUGAGCCAUGCCCUGCGUCCAGGCUCAGUAUGGAUCAUCACCUCAAGGAGCCAGCCCCGCUUCCCAGAGCUACAGCUACCACACCGCAGGAGAGUACAGCUGCGACUUCCUAACACCCGAGUUUGUUAAGUUUAGCAUGGACUUGACCAACACUGAGAUCACAGCCACCACUUCUCUGCCGAGUUUCAGCACCUUCAUGGACAACUAUAACACCAGCUACGACGUAAAACCGCCUUGUCUGUAUCAGAUGCCGCACUCUGGAGAGCAGUCCUCCAUCAAGGUGGAGGAUGUCCAGAUCCACGGCUACCACCAGCAGAGCCACCUGCCUCCCCAGUCGGAGGAGAUGAUCGCUCACUCUGGGCCUAUGUACUUCAAGCCGUCCUCGCCUCACUCCCCGAGCACGCCGAACUUCCAGAUCCAGUCCAACCACAUGUGGGAAGACCCGGGCUCGCUUCACAGUUUCCACCAGAACUAUGUCGCGGCCACGUCUCACAUGAUAGACCAGCGCAAGAACCCCAUGUCGAGACUUUCGCUCUUCUCGUUCAAGCAGUCCCCGCCCGGCACCCCCGUGUCGAGCUGUCAGAUGAGAUUCGAUGGGCCGUUGCACGUCUCCAUGAACCACGACGGCCCGGGUGCAGCGCACCGCGGCCUGGACGCGCAGAGCUUCGCGGUGCCCAGCGCCAUCAGGAAGCAGGCCGGUCUGGCCUUCCCUCACUCCCUACAGCUCGGACACGGGCACCAGCUGGUGGACAGCCAGGUGCCGUCACCCCCUUCCAGGGGAUCGCCGUCAAACGAGGGUUUAUGCGCGGUGUGCGGGGACAACGCAGCCUGCCAGCACUAUGGAGUGAGGACCUGCGAGGGCUGCAAAGGAUUCUUUAAGCGCACCGUUCAGAAGAAUGCAAAAUAUGUGUGUUUAGCCAAUAAAAACUGUCCUGUUGACAAACGCCGAAGAAAUCGGUGCCAGUUCUGCCGCUUCCAGAAGUGCCUUGUCGUCGGAAUGGUGAGAGAAGUUGUCCGAACAGAUAACCUGAAAGGACGGAGAGGACGCCUACCAUCCAAACCCAAAAGCCCACAGGAGCCCUCCCCGCCUUCGCCACCGGUGAGCCUCAUAAGCGCGCUGGUUCGGGCCCAUGUUGACUCCAAUCCCUCCAUGUCUGCACUGGAUUACUCAAGAUUCCAGGCGAACCCUGACUACCAAAUGACCGGAGACAACACUCAGCACAUCCAGCAGUUCUAUGACCUCCUGACGGGCUCCAUGGAGAUCAUCCGAGGCUGGGCGGAGAAGAUUCCGGGCUUCUCAGAACUCCCGAAGCAGGAUCAGGAUCUCCUCUUCGAAUCUGCCUUCCUGGAACUCUUCGUCCUGCGGCUGGCGUACAGGUCCAAUCCGGUGGAAGGGAAACUUAUAUUUUGUAAUGGAGUGGUGUUGCACAGACUGCAGUGCGUCCGUGGGUUUGGAGAGUGGGUGGACGCCAUCGUGGAGUUUUCUUCCAACUUGCAGAGCAUGCACAUAGAUAUCUCGGCUUUCUCCUGCAUCGCAGCUUUGGCCAUGGUGACAGAGCGUCACGGGCUCAAGGAACCGAAAAGAGUCGAGGAUCUCCAAAAUAAGAUCGUCAACUGCCUGAAGGAUCAAGUGACAUUCAAUGGCGGCGGUUUGAAUCGGCCCAACUACCUGUCAAAACUCUUGGGGAAGCUCCCCGAACUGCGCACACUUUGCACCCAAGGUCUGCAGCGUAUCUUUUACCUAAAACUAGAGGACCUAGUCCCCCCGCCAGCAAUAAUUGACAAACUUUUCCUCGACACCCUACCUUUCUGAGGGGAAAACUCAAAGAACUUCCACAAAAAGACUCUCUGAUGCGAACUUAACUGAUGGUGUUUGGCCCCCUAUUUUCCUUUUCUGAAAUUCACAAGCUAAUUGAACAAUACGUAAUGAAAAUUCAUGGAAAAAUAUCAGAAAUGAGAUGCUGAGAUUUUAAUCGCUAUAUAUCUAUUCUUUCUUUCUUUCUUUCUUUCUUUCUUUCUUUCUUUCUUUCUUUCUUUCUUUCUUUCUUUCUUUCUUUCUUUCUUUCUUUCUUUCUUUCUUUCUUUCUUUCUUUCUUUCUUUCACAAUACAGUGUAAUAUAUCCCAUUUCUAUAUACAGCAUAUAUGAAUACACACAGCCACACGCAUAACUGUAUAUUACGAUAGAUUACACGGUGCCUCAAAACGCAUCGGUUUAUAACAUGUGUACAGAGUUUGUUAUAAUGAAGAAAAAAAAAACUUUUCUCUCCUGUUUUUCCUUUUGUUUUGGACUCGUGCCUAUAUAUGUGUUUCUGACCGGAUUCCCAAAAAGUAUCCAGAUAAGAUAACGCAUGUUCCAACUUUUUUUUUUUCUUCAUUCUCUUGUUCUUUUAUAGGCACUUGCUAAGGUGAUGUCUAUAUAUAGAAAAAUAUACCGGACACUAUGUAGUCUGCUAGAUUUGAUACAGAUUCGUAGUUAUGGCAUUCCUUAUAUGGACACAAAUAUCUCAUCAUCUGUAUAGAGAAACCUGAGGGGACCCCCAUGGUGUUUGUAAAAAAAAAUCAAAAAACAAAAAAAACCUGUCAGACAUUCCUCGUUUGUAUGUGCUGUAAGUAUUGUUGCUGUUGAAUAUAAACGUUUCUAUAUAUUUAUUAUUUCUAUUGCCAGGAGCUACACUAAAGCAUGGUGCAAUUUAAACGACUUAAAAAAAAUCCCUCCAUCAAAGUUCAUGCUGAGCACGUUGUCUAAGUUUUUUUUAAUGUCUUUAUGAGCGUCUAGGUAGCUAUAAUUUAACACGUUUGGAAGCGGAAAAGGGAAACAGUGUGUGAUGUAGGCCUCCCUCUUUUUGGCAUCAUUAUGUAAUAAUUACAACUUGUGUAAACGCUUUCGGUGCCGACUUCGAAAACUUUAGAGAGAAAGAAAUAUUUAAUGUUUACAAAUAAAACUUUGAAAACAAUU
This is a messenger RNA of Fundulus heteroclitus (mummichog), 3240 nucleotides long. RefSeq names its product nuclear receptor subfamily 4, group A, member 2a (gene nr4a2a). The record is from RefSeq and is a predicted model, not a curated record. Lineage: Eukaryota; Metazoa; Chordata; Actinopteri; Cyprinodontiformes; Fundulidae. Bases 291 to 2096 code for a protein of 601 amino acids. Gene Ontology annotation, molecular function: RNA polymerase II cis-regulatory region sequence-specific DNA binding; zinc ion binding; nuclear glucocorticoid receptor binding. The transcript has 8 exons. Gene Ontology annotation, cellular component: nucleus; transcription regulator complex. Gene Ontology annotation, biological process: cellular response to corticotropin-releasing hormone stimulus; central nervous system neuron differentiation; regulation of transcription by RNA polymerase II.